Molecule: messenger RNA, 1184 nt
Organism: Babjeviella inositovora NRRL Y-12698
Lineage: Eukaryota; Fungi; Ascomycota; Pichiomycetes; Serinales
Gene: MED16
Product: Med16p
Exons: 2
Biological process (GO): positive regulation of DNA-templated transcription
Cellular component (GO): mediator complex
Source: RefSeq, a predicted model, not a curated record
GAACCUACGGCUUAGUUUACCCUCAUUCAUUUGCAUCAAGAACCAUGCCAUCGAUAUUGGCGCCCCGCGAUGGCUCUCCACAACGUACCAUUUCCUGGUCGAAACACGGCUUCGUGGCGUACGUGCCACAAGAGCACGGCACCGCGCACAAUCUCUGCCUCACAUACCUCGAAACGGCUCCCGGUGAAACCUGGCAGCUUGCCCCGCCCCAAAACCUUGUGGUGCGUGCACCUGGCCAACACGCCAGUCCAGAACCCCGUGCGGAACCCCGUGCUGAGGCGUUUCCACGUUUGGAUGUCUUAAGCUGGAGUCUUUCCGGGACGGACCUCGCAGCCAUCGACGUGCACGGUAACAUGACCAUGCUCAUUGCGGGUGCCGAGCGCAACCUUACGCAACCUGGCUACAGCUCGUCGUCGUACAACCGCCUUGAGAUCAUCUACCAGGAUACAGCCGCACAGGCGGCGCUUGUAACUACCACCAACAACAGCUUCGACUUGGUGCUCCAACAGAGCGCGGCCACGCCCGCCGUGCGUGCCCCCUUGGGCAGCUACGUCCAGCGCUACUUGGAAGACUCUCCAUCUAAGGUCAUUGCGUUCAAAUGGUUGAACUUGGACAAGCCCAUCAUUGCGUGUCACCCCGCGGUACGUAUGGAAACCACGGCCGACGCCAUGAGCUACAACGUGGCCGCAUCGUUAAAUGCGCAGAUCCGCACGGAGGCCGCGCGGUCAACAGGACUCGCAGUCGAGACCGAAAUACCCGUGCCCAACUACGCGUACACGUACGGGGUACAGCAGUACAAGGCACACGGGCCUAUGCACCCGGUACCCAACAAGCAGGCGUGCCUCGCGGUGCGACGCAACGGCGAGGUAGUGUUGUGGUACCAGGGCGAACACGGACUCGACUACCAUCGGAUGACGCGCGCAUUGGAUGCGGCUAGCACGGACCACUGGCUCAGCCACACGGCCAUCGGGUUUCAGCGCGACGGCCUGAUCAUUGUUGCGACAUUCAGUAACCAGACGCGUGAGGUGCGCCUCUAUCGUGUAACCGUCAACUGGGGCUAUCUUGUGACGUCGUCCGUCAACCAACUCAAGAGCCCCGCGUACCAGACGCCCGACGACAAAAAACUGCCGCUGCCUGCACUCACCGUUACGCGGAUCCUCCGUGAGAAGGUACUCACACGUGAC